AUGAGCCGCACAUUUGCAGCUUUGGCUAUCGUGAGUCUGCAGCUGGCGCAAGCCACCGACUGCAGAACGGGAACCUUACAUGACAUCUUUGCAAGCGCUCAGGAGAUGAUCUUGCUCAUGGCCGCCUUCACCGUUGGCUGGCACUUGAUUGGUCCUUGUUUGGGCCUGCUCCUGCGGAAGGGGGCGCGCAACGCGAGCGAAAUGCCCAUGGUGCAGGAAUCACAGGAGAUCAGCGCAAAAGGUGAGCCCUCGAAGGGACUCGUGCCUUGGCAUGCCAAGCGCGACCAGCGCGCCUUGGAGUUGGCCGAGAACUUCACCGAGCCUUCGCAGGCACUCCCGGAAGGCUUGUACGCCGAAGCCUUUGAGGCCUGCGUGCGGGACGGCGACUUCGAGUCUGCGAGUCGACUGGCUCGUGGUGAGUGGGUGCCACAAGGUCCAAAAGCGCAUGGCCAAGUCCUGGCCUUGGUCCGGUGGUUGGCCAGAAAGCACGACCUCGCCAGCGCGGAGAAGUGCCUCCGUAACCUGCGCAAAGUGGACCUGCGCACCAGGAAGUCCUUGAUUUUGGCUUGCGCUCAGAGCGGCAACAUGGACGCAGGAGCGCAGUACUUCAGCCAAUUGAAAGCCGACAUGCUCCAGCCAGACUUCGCAACGUACUCUUCCAUGAUCCGCGGGUACUGCAAUGUUGGCAAGGUGGAAGACGCGCUGGGAGUCCUUGAGCUGAUGCUCGGGGACAGAAUUCAGCCGGACGCCAUGCUGCUGGAUGCCCUGCUAGAGGGGGCAGUGAGCCGCAACUUCUUCCAGGGCGCGGAUCGCAUCCUGGCCCUGAUGAAGGAGCUCGCCAUUCAGCCAUCGAACACGACUCUGGCUGCUUGUAUCAAGCUGUACGCUUCCAGGGGCGAGGUUCACCGAGCCCAGCGCGUCUUCGAAGACAUGGUGCAGAAGUAUCACCUUCAGCCGAACUCCUAUGUGUAUGGGAAUCUUAUAGCGGCAGCUUUCUGCAAUGGCAGGCCUGAGCUGGCCCUCUCCACUUAUGAGCGCAUGGUCGCGGCUGGCUGCACGCCCUGUGCCCGGACAUACGAGCACUUGGUGCAAUGCUGCCUGCAGCUGGGUUUUCUGGACAUGGCGGCCGCGCUCUUGGACGAAGCCCUCGGUCUCAAGAACGCCAACAGGCCUCGGGCAUACAUCGAUCCGAAGGUCAUCGAGGAGCUCCUGCUUCUCAUCACGCGCCGCAAAGAGACCGAACGUCUUGGCUUGCCGCUCCUGAAAAGGUUGGCAGCUGCUGAUUUUGAGAUCCCUGAACGCUUCGAGCGCUUUGCCCAAGUUACCACUGAACCAUAUGAUUCAGUGCGCAGCCAGCGCCGCAAAGAGUUUGACCGCUGGCGUGAUUUCUCUGUAGGUGAGUGA
Molecule: messenger RNA, 1404 nt
Organism: Effrenium voratum
Lineage: Eukaryota; Dinophyceae; Suessiales; Symbiodiniaceae
Source: the annotation of a GenBank genome assembly